AUGGGUGCUCUCUUUUUUUAUUUGGUCCACCACCCGGAAAGCCUCGCCCGGGUGACCAUGGACGUACGGGGAGUGUUCAAAGAUGAAGGUGAGAUCACUUCGGGGCCCAAACUAGCAAGUUGCAUUUAUCUGCGAGCCUGUAUUCGAGAGACCAUGCGCCUCGUCCCAGCCGUUCCCAACCUGUCUCCCCGUAUCGUCCUCGCUGAAACGGCUGAGAUAGAUGGUCGUGUUGUGCCCAAGAACACAAACGUCGGCGUGUCCCUCAGUUCUUACAAUCAGAGCCCGGCGUCAUUCGACCGAGCAAACGAGUUUCGACCAGAAAGAUGGAUCUCAGCAGACGGGAAGCAAUUGAACCUGAAACUUUUCAGGUCAUUUGGAGAAGGCCCACGACGCUGUGUCGGAAUGCAUCUGGCAUUGCUGGAGCUAGAGCUUGUCAUCGCUCGCGCUGUGUUCAGAUACGACGUUUUGGUGCCACCUGAAGGUCUUUCCAAUCAGAAAACCCAGAGGGCCGAGCGAGCUCAUCACGAAUUUGCAUUUGAUGCCUGGGCAGUCGCGAGCGGUAGAGCCGGCCAGAUCAGCUCCGACUGCUUUGUGAAGAAAGACCAACGUCGCUGA
Messenger RNA from Penicillium olsonii, 615 nucleotides. The record is from the annotation of a GenBank genome assembly. NCBI's taxonomy places the organism in Eukaryota, Fungi, Ascomycota, Eurotiomycetes, Eurotiales, Aspergillaceae.